Messenger RNA from Exaiptasia diaphana, 3030 nucleotides. Its product is annotated as adhesion G-protein coupled receptor D1. NCBI's taxonomy places the organism in Eukaryota, Metazoa, Cnidaria, Anthozoa, Actiniaria, Aiptasiidae. The transcript is spliced from 13 exons. The record is from RefSeq and is a predicted model, not a curated record. The coding region runs from base 202 to 1851 and encodes 549 amino acids. Gene Ontology annotation, cellular component: membrane. Gene Ontology annotation, molecular function: G protein-coupled receptor activity. Gene Ontology annotation, biological process: cell surface receptor signaling pathway; adenylate cyclase-activating G protein-coupled receptor signaling pathway.
AGAGAAUGUAUGUGAAUGUGGCUGUAGAGAAUGUAUGUGAAUGGGCGGUAGAGAAUGUAYGUGAAUGGGCGGUASAGAAUGUAUAUGAUUGGGCGGUAGAGAAUGUAUGUUUAUGUGGCUGUAAGAUCUUGUAUAUAACUAUCCUUCAACUAAUACUUUUGACGGGUUUAACAGAAAGUACUGAUAGAAACGGCAUCUUUCAUGGAAAAGAUCAAGAGCAACAAAAACGAAAAAGGRAAAGUCAUGAUGGCCGCCAAUGAAAUGGAACAUUUUGGAAUGGACUUUGUGAAAUAUCACUUCCAAAACUCCAGUAGUUAUAACAUGACGARUGCGAMCAAUGAUUUUGCUUUUGAGAUACGCAAAGUAUCGUCCAGUAACGAGGAAAUCGAGUUUCCUGCCAAGARUUACCAAAAUAAAGUCAAAGAUGACCAGGCUACCAUUAAACUUCCUGGCUCUCUAUUCAAAAAUGGGAAAUACGUAGUCAAUGCACUUCUACGCAGUGUCUCUAGUAACAUCAUUGCGAAUUCAGAGGAUAGCAACACUAGUAGUGUGAUCAACAGUGUUAUAAUAUCGAGUACACUAGACCCCAAACCUGAAGGUGUCUUGGAGGAGAACGUGACGAUAACAUUGAAGCAUUUAAAGAAACCCUCAAAGUUCAAGCCAAGUUGUGCAUAUUGGAAACACAAUAUAAACACUGGCUUGGAUGGUGUUUGGUCUCGUAAUGGAUGUAUCAUUAUCACAAGAAGUGAAGAUGAGACGCUUUGUUCCUGUAACCAUUUGACGAGCUUUGCCUUAUUGAUGCAAGUGGAUGACACCGCUCCGACGGCCCAUGAUCACUUAGCAGCGUUGAGUUACAUCACGUAUAUUGGAUGUGGUUYAUCGCUUCUUGGGGAGGUCCUUACUGUCGUGGCCUAUGUUGUUCUCAUGAACAUGAAACAAGAACAAUGCCAAAUACGAGUAAACUUGGCGAUAUCUCUCGCCGUGGCGCAGAUCUUUUUCUUGUCAGGGAUAACAGCCACGUCUAACUCGGGAAUCUGUACAUUUGUAGCCGUCAUGCUGCACUAUUUCUAUCUGGUAGCGUUUGGUUGGAUGAUGUUAGAGGGCGUUUACCUGUACUUAAUGGUCGUUAAAGUGUUUAAUACUGUCAUCAAGAUGAAGUUGUAUUAUCUCUUUGCUUGGGGUUUUCCCUUACUUGUUGUGGGGAUAUCAUUAAUUGUUGCAUCGACUUUCAAGGAKGGUAUUGAUAGCUACACCCAUCAAGAUUUUUGUUGGGUGUCAUUCACAAAUGGGUUAAUUUGGACCUUCGUUGUCCCAGUUAUUCUGAUAUCAGUGGUGAACGUCAUCAUUCUGGUUUGUGUGGUUCGUGAAAUGACGAGACUCAAUCGAACAAAAACGACAGAUCUGGACACCUUCAGACGAGGAGUAAAAGCAUGUGUUGUUCUGUUCCCACUACUCGGUCUGACAUGGUUGUUUGGCCUUCUGUCCGUCACCAAUGCAGGGAUUGUUUUCCAGUAUAUUUUUACCAUAUUAAACUCAUUCCAGGGUCUUCUGAUAUUUCUUCUUCACUGCGUGCGAAGUGGUGAGAUUCGAAACUCAUUCGACAGAAAAUUACAACGCUGGAAAUUGACCCAACCAUCAAACUUUGGCUCAUCAAAGAGUUCACAAGCAGAGAAUACCAUGUCAUCUUUAGACAGAAACACACUGAAAUUUGCCAGUUCUGAGAGUUUACAAGAUUCUUUUUCAAGGAAUAAUCGAGUUAAUCCCGUGGUGCUAGAAGAGCUCGAUGACAUCUCGGUGCAAACUUGUGUCACACCCAUUGACGGCGCUCAGAUAAAACAGAAYUGUAUUUAAUUAUGUAUAUAGAUCGAGGGAAUACACUCUGUACAUUUGUGUUUCCCUGACCAAGAAAAGAGGAGGAAUGAAGMCUACUGAAACCAGUCCUACUCAGUCAUUCAGCUAACAAAGGAAAUCCAUCAAAAGAAAGAACAUUGAGAUAUCUCAYCUGCUGGGCAGGCUACAAAGGGGGCGUAUCGCCAAUCCAAAUAGGAGAAUAGGUCGAAAGGCGUGAAAAUUCGUUUGAAUAGGAUGAAAUCGCUAAUGAUUGACUAUAAACUAUAACUAUCAGGAUGCUUUGUCUUCUUUAGUGAGCAAAGCAGCUUAGAGCCAAGUACUCCUCAAAUAUAAGACCAAUCUGAAUCUGAAUAAGACACGAUAAAAUACGACGUCGCACUCCUAAGCCGGUUGUGAGAAGGAUGAAAAGCCUUAUCUAGMGAAUAAAAUUUGCACAAAAUCUAUGGAGUGUAUAUCAACCCUUAGUAGAAGUGGCCCCUGGUAACUCUAGUCGAGUGUCCUAUAUAUGUACUAAAACGUUUUAAGACAUCUAAGACUACAAUUKUAGCUAGCCUGGAGAUUUACUGAUGUAGCUUUGAAUAUAUUAUAAGUUGCUAAACGGAAUUGUUUACCAUUCAAGGGUAAUGCACAUUUUAGUGCGCUUUUAUAAGAGUUUGUUUAUAUUUUCAAAGUUUCAUGCGCAUUGUGGGGUACGUAUAUUCAUAAAGAGGCUUUUGGCCACUAAUUAUUACAACACUUGAGCGAUAAAGAUAUUUUCACACUAACACGCCAAGGCUGACUCAAGAUGGAAUUAAGCGGGACAGCCUUAUCCAAAGACCAGAAAGACAAGUUACGUUGUACGCCAUACAAAAUCCCUACUUUACAUGUAUUACGCACAGGAAAAAUAGCUAAAGCCAAUGAGCAAUCGAUAAAUAAACAAAUGAGACUUAUGAAUAAUCCCAAUCGUCCAAAAAACGCAUUUUUCCUUUGUUGUUCUAUGUUCUUUUAGUACUACAAUAAUGGCAAAACGAGUUUGUGGCGAUGUGGACGAUCAUUUGGCAUUAAAAGAGGUAUCAAAAAACCUUGUACAAGAGAGACGGUUUCCGUCUAAGCAUAUUUAUUUCUUAUUUAGUUUGUGGUAUAUAUUAUGGCAUUGGGAUGUGAUAAAGACGAAUAAAAUGCACUUAUUUCUAGGAAAAA